AAAUGCCUGUCAGAAAUUAUUCGCAGAAUUAAACGGCGAAAUUUUUCUCGCAUUUGGAAUUUGGAUUUUCGCUGAAAGUAAACGCUUAAAAAGUGGAAUAAACCCGAAUUAGCCUAUUUGGGGUCUUGGGCUAUUGUUUUAAGUGGUUUUAAGCAACUAAAAAGGUAAGCUCGUCGGCGGAUCAGAAAAUUCAACCGGCAGACGCUUUUUUGUUGGCCAAAAAUUUGCAGACGUGAGCGCUUGCAGGCGUAAUGUCCAACGAGAUCUACGACUCCUCCAAUUCGCAGCUAAGUAGCGACGAGUAUAGCCACGAGGAGGAGGAAUACGACGCCCUGAUGGACGCGGCGGUGAGCAAGCAGCGACCACAGAAGACGAAAUCCAAGGAAUCCGAGUCCGAGAAACCCGGAAAUGGAGCUCCGGAAUCGGAGGCUGACACUGAGAAAAAUGAAAAGCCGGAUGACGAGGCGGUUCCACCUUCCACACGCUCAGAAACAAUCCGGCGGAUCCGCCAAUUGCAGUUACAACGGGGCAGGCUGCCCAAUCUUUACUUCAAGCGUCGCAGUAUUCGUUGGCUGCGACCCAGUAAAAUGGACUACAACAGCUAUUUUGACGGCCUGAUGGACUUGCUGCCCAAGCGCAGAUUGAAGCACCUGGUUCGCUUCCAUGCCAGGCAGCGCAGGACCUACGACAGCAGGAGCAACAGUCGUAGUCGCAGCCACAGCCGCAGUCUUAGCCGAAGUUGCAGUCGUAACCGCAGUCGUAGUCGUAGCUAUUCGCGCAGCCGCAGCCGCAGCGGCAGUGAUUCGCCGGAACUUAUUUGCCUUGACGACACGGAGAACGAGGAUUCGCCUGAGAAACCAGAGCAAGAGCCGACAAGGGUUACGCCCAUCAAGGAAAAUAUGUCUACGGUUCCGGAACCGCCCCAACUGAACUACGAUAUGCCAGAAAGGAAGAAGGCAAACCAACUUGGAAACAACGAAAACGGUGCCUCUAUCCUCGACGAGUUCCUGGUAAAGAAGGAUCCCCAGGAACCGGGCUUCGACUACGGAAAGCUCUCAGCGUCUCGGGAAUUGGAACAGGCUCUAAAGGACCAGUCGCAAGAUACGCCAAAUGAGGCAGAGUCGCUUGUGGUUGAUGCCACUCUUAAAAGACGCCGUUCGGUAACACCGCCCGAAAGCGACGAGAAGCGCGACAAUGAUGUAGGCAAGGAUGAUGAUGUAUUUGGGUUUCCAACGGUGCAGCAAAAGAAGCCAAUAGAGGCAGCUCCACCAUUAAAUCUCCGAAUGCCCAACAUUCCAUCGACUAAUCCUCUUCAGCGUCAGCAGGCUUUUAAGCUGAGCACACCGUAUACCCUGGCUCCGCCUUCUGCCGCCAAUCAAGCUGACUCUUACAGUUUAAAUACUCCAUCGCCAACGGCCACCCAAAUGCAGAUUUCCUAUCCCAACGACAACCUGAAAGGUAAUGCGACAUUCUCGAUUCAACAGGCAGCUUUAGCCCAAGUCGCUGCAUCCUAUGCUGCUGCACCACAAGUUGCUGCCCUCGCGCAGAGAGCUCCGUCUCAGGUUGCUCCACUACAACAAGCCCCCGUGCAACAGAUGCACUUUCCAAGAUCAGUUCCACCACAGCAGCUUCCUCCACCACAACAGCGAGCUCCACCACAGCAACGGGCUACAGCUCCAUUCGCUCCACCACAUAGAUCAGCUCCACAGCAGCGAGCUACACCACAGCAGCUGGCUACACCACAGCAGCUAACUCCACCACAGCAGCUAGCUCCGCCACAGCAGCUAGCUCCUCCUCAGCAACGAGCUCCUCCACAACAGCUAGCUCCUCCACAACAGCGAGCUCCACCACAGCAGCUAGCUCCACCACAACAGCGAGCUCCACCACAGCAGCGAGCUCCGCCACAGCAACUAGCUCCACCACAGCAACUAGCUCCACCACAGCAGCUAUCUCCACCACAGCACCUAGCUCCAUCACAGCAGCUAGCUCCUCCACCGCAGCAGACAGAUUCAUUAAGACCAGCUUUGGUGCAGACUUCGACCCCUCAAAGGUAUUCUAAUCCACAUCAGUUUGCCCAACAACAGCAGGUCCAUCAAACGCCAGCUCAACAGCAUCCUGCUCCAGUGGCUGCUCCCAACUUUGCGGUGCCCCAGCAGCCGCAACCCCGUCGAUCGGAAACAGUGAGCACCCAGACGCAGGGUUCGGGGUCACCAGCGGCUUCUUCUUCGACAACCCGCCAAAAGUCAUUUGUUGAUCUCAACAACAGUGAUGCAAACUUCCAUUAUCGCGUCAAAGAACUUUUCGAUGAAAUUAACGCGACAAUGAUUGAUAAAAUUGGCUCGCUGCCCGAUGAAGAAGAUUCAUUGAAGAAAGAGCGCGAACGCAUCGUUGCGGAUCUUGCAGUCCUAGAUAAGCUGAUGGCCCAGAAAGAGGAUGAAUAUAACCGACUGCUGUACUUGAGUCACAUUAAGAAGGAGCUACUUGAUCGAAUAGAGCGAAAGGAGCGCACGAUGCUUGUUAAAGACCUACUGCCCAUCCUUGUCAACAAGUGCUGCACCAAGGAUAUCAGUGAGGUGCAGACGAUGCUAGAAGAGGAAAUCGAUUCUCCAAUGACCCCCAAGCAUAGUCUGUCGGCAAUUGAAAAAUUACUGAAUUACGCCGAGUUAAACCAGAACAUCAUACACACUCUGCGCGGUUCCUUGGGUUUUAAUAAACGCACACCGGCUAUGUCUCCAAAUGACCAAAUGCCUUUUCGUAGAGAUUCCUCGUACGUAAAUAAUCUAUCACCGCGAGAUCAGCGAGACGAAUAUCGGGAUGCGGGAAAUGACCAUCUGCUAGAGCGCAAUCCAGACAGAGAUCCGCCAGCCAAGCGACCAAAGCUAAUCCACUCGCAAGACAGAAACCAGGACAUGGCAAGCUCCUCGACACAUUCGUCUAUCAGUCUUUCGGAGUCGCUCCGCAAGAUUAGGUCUUGGAGAAAUUUUUCGCAUAUUAGCAUCGUCUCAAUGGGGGACAAUAAUUCGGAUAAUGAAUUACAGAUGGAUCCGCUGUUCAACAGCAGUCCGAUGGCCUCCCAUCGCCAACUGGCCAAUAGACAGUCCUACCAAGAACAAUAUUUCGAUAAUAUCAACGACCAAGAGAAUGUCAAAAAGAGUCACAAGUCCCACAAGCACAAGUCUCACAAGCACAAGUCCCACAAGCAUAAGAGCAUCAAUAAGUCCCAGGAUGAAUCUUCUGACACCAUCAACGGUAACACAGGUAGGCAAUGCUACGAGUGCAAGCUCUAUGGAGCCACCGUCGUGUGCUCCCACUGCCAGAAUGAAUGGUACUGCAGUCGUCUUUGCCAGCUGAAAGAUUGGGACACACAUCGCAGCACUUGCGGCAUUUAAAGAGACUUCCCGUAAGACAUCAUCAUUACUAAACCAUAACUAUAUAGACGUAUCGCAUAUGCACUACUAUAUUUACUCAACCGUGUAACUCACUGAAGGAUACAGGACACUGGCGGACCA
Messenger RNA from Drosophila sechellia, 3509 nucleotides. It is a transcript of the gene RAF2, whose product is annotated as RING-associated factor 2. NCBI's taxonomy places the organism in Eukaryota, Metazoa, Arthropoda, Insecta, Diptera, Drosophilidae. The record is from RefSeq and is a predicted model, not a curated record. The transcript has 7 exons. Bases 252 to 3389 code for a protein of 1045 amino acids.